Messenger RNA from Pogona vitticeps (central bearded dragon), 2653 nucleotides. Lineage: Eukaryota; Metazoa; Chordata; Lepidosauria; Squamata; Agamidae. The record is from RefSeq and is a predicted model, not a curated record.
GGGAUGUUAUUCUGGCUCCCUAGAGGAGGCAGCCAGUGGGCUUGUUUUCCCACUCCAAUCCUCCAGUAUUUGCUGUAUUUGGUGUCUUAUUGACAACAUUACUAGUUAAUAUUAAUUAAAUUUAUUGAUGUGAGGCCGAUCUUAGCAGGGAGGGGGGCCUUUGCAGGGUGCAACGGCCUCACUCCCCCCACCCACCCACAAAAAUGUGGAAAUCUGGACUUUGGCUCAGACAGAAAUCGAAAAACAGGCAGCAUCACAGAGAAAAACAGAUUCAGGAGAGUUUCACGUGCCCGCUCUCGGCAUCGGGCCAUGGCAUUCGUUUCUUACGUGCCUUUCAGCUGCGCACACCACCUGCCCCCCCUUCAGCUGCCUGCUGGUUGGCACCCUCCAACAGCUGGAAUCUCCCAACCUGGUGGGUCUCCAAAACUCAAAAAUUGAGGAGCUGUUCCAGAAAGUCAAGCAACAGCAGUACAGGAUGGACAAACAGAACUUGCAGAUCAAAAGCCUUCAGAGCAAAGUCAACAUGAUGCUUCCUUUGUACGCCAAAGGCAAUGAAAUGGAGAAAAACCCCAAGCAGAAAAUGGACGUCCGGUGGAGCCCCGAUUCGGCCGCCAACCGCAGCCACGGUGCGGGGUCCACGCUCCCAGAGGCUCCGAGGUUCCCUCUUGGCUGUCAUCAGCUUUUUCUGGAUGGGUCGCCAAGCAACGGGGUGGUCAGGAUCCAGCCCCCGGGGGCCCAGCCGUUUGAUGUCUUGUGCGAUGCGACCCCAGGUGGCGGGGGCUGGACGGUGAUUCAGAAGCGCCAGGACGGCUCCGUUGAUUUUGACCAGCUAUGGGAAGCUUAUAAGACUGGUUUUGGAAAUAUGAGUGGGGAUUUCUGGCUGGGCUUGGAGAAAACCCACCAGAUCAUGCGGGACGGGCGGUUCCACCUCUUGAUCGAGCUGCAGGACUGGGAAGGGAAUGCGCAGACGGUCCAGUUCUUGUUCAGCCUGGGUGGGGAAGAGACGGCUUACACUCUCAGCCUCCUGGGCCCCAUCCUCGGGGAGUUGGAGAACGCCAUGGGGGACUUCCCCCAGCUGCCGUUCUCGACUCGGGACCGGGACCACGACCUCAAGGGAGACGCCAACUGUGCCAAGCACCUCUCGGGGGGAUGGUGGUUUAGCACUUGCGGCCACGUCAACCUCAACGGGAGGUACUUCCGCUCCAUCCCUCGCCAGCGGCACGACCGGAAGCAGGGCAUUUUUUGGAAAACCUGGCGGGGACGCUACUACCCCCUGCGGUCGACCGUCAUGAAGAUCCGCCCAGUGGAGCUGGGCCAGGGGGCGUAAAGCACCGCAAAGGUCCCCUCCAGUUCCUGCUUUAUUUUCGGUGGAGGCGCAGAUGGGCGUCUGUUUUCUUAUUUUCGGGGUGUGUGUUAGACUGAGAAGGGGGUUUCCAGCAGGCUGUCUCUGCUGGGCAUCCGAUCGCACUCGAUAAAAGGACCACCUUGUUUCCCCCCCCCCAGCAAAGGGGUGGUCCUUGAGUUGGCAGAAGGAUACACCCAGACAGCCGGCGUCUCCGUGGAUGGGAAUGGCGCAAGGAUCCGUGGGAACAACAGAUCUCAGCAUUGAGCGUGGGGGGGGGGUGUCCGACGGAAAUGACUGAAAGGGGGGGAGUUUCGCCAAAAUUAUAGAAAAAAGAUGGUGCAUCACCAAAAAACGGUGUAAAGUAAUUUAGGUGUAAAUAUGCCAUUUUGGGAACUUGUAGAGAGAGUCGAAGAGACAGGGAGACCAUCUCCUCCGAGGGAGGAAGAUGCUAGGGUACCUCUGUGCUUGUUGGCCAGGUUGCUGUCCCAUGUUCCACACACACACCACUGUGGAUGAUGGGUAGUGUUACACGAGCCUGGAUUUCCCUUCUUUAGGGACUUCCGUAUCUGUAAAUCCAGACUGGAUUGCUGUUUUUUAUUUUUUCAAAGAGACACACCCGGUCAACUUGCUGGAGGUUAAAAAUGACCUGUAGAGAAAUCAUGGGAUGGAGGAUGUGACCGUUUGGACCAUUUCAGAAGUGUUUCCACCAGGAUGCAGGGCUCAGGGAGCAUUUGUGGCCAUGGUCCCCCGCCCCCAACAAAACUGCUUUUUGAGGUCAGAAAGCCUCUCGUCGCUGAGUGUUUAGAUCUCUCGAAAAGGCUUCCCUGUGAUGUGGUACAGUCACCUCCACACACCUGGAAGGGGAGAUUUCUUAGGGCGAUGAUGCUCGGUUCGGGAUGGUGACGUGGUCUGUGGCACCUCUUUUCCCUACAGCAGGGAGGGGGGUCCCCUUGCCACAAAAUGGUACCAGAUGGACUGGGAUGGCCACCAGAGCUCAUCACAUGCAAGCCUAAGUUCCACACUCAUCCUCUUCACCUUGUUAUUCCGUUUUAUCCUCUGCUUUUUAAGUCAUAUUGACUCCAUCUAGUCCAAUGUUCGUUUUUGUACAUAAUCGUUGUGCUGUUUUAAAGAGUUUUUCCUCUUGUGUGUUUUUUUUAAAAAGUUGAGUGUCACUUUUUUUAAAAUAAUUUUUUAAUGCGUAUUAAUAAAUGCUGUGGUUAUAACUUAUAAAUGUGGCCUCCGAUCUCUUUCAAUAGGUCAACGAGAUGGCUGCUUCUUUUUUUAUGGAAUAAAAAAAAUACAAAUUUC